This is a messenger RNA of Pelobates fuscus (common spadefoot toad), 6631 nucleotides long. It is a transcript of the gene SYNPO2L, whose product is annotated as synaptopodin 2 like. The record is from RefSeq and is a predicted model, not a curated record. Gene Ontology annotation, molecular function: actin binding. Lineage: Eukaryota; Metazoa; Chordata; Amphibia; Anura; Pelobatidae. Gene Ontology annotation, cellular component: actin cytoskeleton; Z disc; nucleus. Gene Ontology annotation, biological process: positive regulation of actin filament bundle assembly. The coding region runs from base 140 to 3418 and encodes 1092 amino acids. The transcript has 4 exons.
AACAAGUGGUGAAUCUCCCAGAAGACCGUAGAGCAGCUAGGAUCUACUAUCCUGCUGUUUGCUUGUGUACACUACAGACAUGGGGAAGGAAUAGUGAUGGAGAUGAGAUAGUCCCAACUGGAGAACAUAGAAGGUAACCAUGGGUGCCGACGAUCAUAUCCUAAUCACCUUGUCCGGAGAAGGCCCAUGGGGUUUCAGGCUACAGGGGGGAUCAGAGAAGAGCCUUCCUCUUCUUGUGUCAAAGGUACGUAAGCGGAGCAAAGCUUGCCGAGGAGGACUACGGGAAAAUGAUGAGCUGGUCUCCAUCAAUGGGAAGGCCUGUGCUGGCUUAUCACACGCCGAAGCAAUGCUUAUGAUAGACUCGUCAUCAGGAAGCAGUCUUCAUAUCCGUGUAAAACGGGCAGCAGCUGGAGCUCAAACUGUACCACGGUCCCACAGAGUGCUUCCUUCACCUGGCAGCCCUAACUCCAUCAGAAUUCAAGACCCCCCCAGUUCUUGGGUUGCAUCUUCAUCCUCGUCCACACCUGGCCAGCCCAAGUUGCUACAUCUGGAAAGUAUCACUUCUCCCCCAGACAGCGAGGCAUACUACGGGGAGACUGAUAGCGACGCAGACAUCCGCUCAUCUUCAGGGCACCCCCAGAGUACACAGCAGCACCACAGCCAACAACAAGCACCUCCGGAGAAGCACCGCAGAACACGUAAGAAGAGCCCCAGGUCCCCUCCAGGAAACAACAACAAAGCUGAAAACGAGCAACAAUCUCUUUCCGAAAUGAGUGGGUAUGAGAGCGGGCCUGGUGGUGUUACUGAAUGUGUUGUACAGUCAACAGGUGGGGUGGCCAAAAGAGAAAUCACUUAUCAGCCAGGAGGUAGCAGAGCUGAAACCCCCUUCUCAGAUGUGGAAGGGUUUCUGCCAGCAGAAGAAGAGCAGCAAAUGUCCAUCACUGGUCCAUCACCUGAGUCUUUACUCCUGCCCCAUGCCACCAAGACCAUCAAAGCUGAAAGACAUCUCAUCCCUAUGAUCGGACCAGUGGAACACCCUGUUGAUGAUGAUCUGACAACUACUUACUUGGAAAAAGCAAGGGAAGCAAAGCUCCACCGUAGUGAGAGUGUACAGGAAAAAAACGUAAAAGAGGCUAGAACUAAAUGCCGAACUAUUGCAUCUUUGCUGACAGAUGCACCAAACCCCCACUCCAAGGGGGUUCUUAUGUUUAAAAAGAGACGACAGAGAGCAAAGAAAUAUACUCUAGUGAGUUACGGAAGUGUGGACGAAGACCGAUACAUUGAGGACGAGGAAGGUGUCUUCCCAACAAGUGAAUCAGAAUUUGAUGAGGAAGGUUUCUCUGAUGCUCGUAGUCUAACUAAUCACUCGGACUGGGAUAGCACCUAUUUGGAUAUUGAAAAGCCUAAAAUGGAACAUGAACAACAGGAGGAAAAGGGUCUGAGCGAAGCAUCGGGGAAGGGAGCUGCAUUAUUUGAGAUGCAAAGACAGAGAUCUGAACAGUUUUCUGUUGAUAACGCUCCACCACAAAAUCCCCAGGAAAAUCAUAAACCAACACCGAUUCCACCACAAAGAAGGUCAAGCAGUGGAAAUGCUCGUAAUGUAGAACAUAGAAGCCAAGAGAUCAGUGGUUCAGAGAGCCCCAAAGUAGCUAGCACAAAUAUAUCAUUAUCACCUCCUCAGCCUACACAGCCAGGAACUAGUGAUGGAACUGGCAUCUUUAACAGAUCAGCAAGGCCAUUUACUCCAGGUCAAGUUGGGCAGCGCUCAAUGGCUUCAUCAGUUAUAUUCAAUCCUAUUACCCCUAAAAAAGUAAGCGAGUGUUCAUCUGUGCCAAAUGUAGCACCUUCACCGUUUGCACAUUUCUCUCAUGCAAUUCCUUCAAGCCCUGCAAUUCCUUUGAGUCCUCAAAGAGUUCCUGGAGGUGCUAUUACAUCACUUUAUAUACCAGCACCUGUAAAACCUGCUGUGUCAUCAACACCUCCAGAUGUAGGUGGUGAAAAAGAUUUACAGAAUUCUCCAACUUUUGUUACACCAAGAACGACUACUGCUUCUAUAUAUCUCUCAUCUCCAUCACGCCCAUCAGAACCUCAAACAGUAACUUCACAGCCAAAUAUAACAAAAUUAGUGGGUCCCACUACAGUAACUCCAUUGACCCCACCAGUGUCACAGUUGUUUAGUCCAGCAUCUAGUGUGCAGCAUGACACACCAUCUUACACCCCAGUAAGCCUUGCAAAUACAUCAUCAGAAAGUGUGACAUCAAGAGAACAGAAAAUUUCUGUGCCGUUUGGACGUACAGGCAUCUUGAAUGAGGCUCGAAAAAGAGGUGGCAGGAAACAGAUGUUUGCCAAAGUGGAGGAGAAGAAGUGUUUACCUAAUCCAGAUCUUAUGUCCAUGGUGCAGAACUUAGAUGAGAAACCUAAGCAAGAUCAACCUGGAGCAGGGUUUGAGUCUGGACCUGAAGAAGACUUUCUCAGUCUAGGAGCAGAGGCAUGUAAUUUUAUGCAGUCUGCUGGACGAAAGUUGAAAGUUCCUCCCCCAGUAGCACCUAAACCCUAUUUAAAAGCAGAUGAACUUGUGAAUGGUACCCAUGAUAUGCCUCAACUGAAGGGUAAAGGUGCUGAAUUGUUUGCUAAACGACAAAGCCGUAUGGAUAAGUUUGUGGUAGAGUCAACCCCUAGGUCUAGCUCCAGACCUAAUUCCCGGCCUAGAACACCAUCCCCAACUCCUUCACUACCCUCUUCCUGGAAAUACUCAUCUAAUAUUCGUGCACCACCACCUAUUGCUUACAAUCCACUAUAUUCUCCAUUUUAUCCCUUAGCAGCAUGCAAAUCUCAGCCUGUGAAAGCUGACAGCAAAGUAAAAAAAACUCCUGCCAAUAAACCAAGAAUGCAAGCAAUUGAUUUCAUGCGUCAUCAACCAUACCAGCUAAAUUCCGCAAUGUUCUGUUUUGGUGAUUCCUCUAAUACUGCAAAUCAAACUCAAUCAAGUCAAAACACCACAAAAUCUAGUUUGCCUAGUACUCCAGCUAGGCAAGUACCUGUAAAAACUGUACGAGCUCAUGAUAUAAAGCGCUUCUCAACUCCAACUCCCAUGUCAUCUUCAGCCAACAUGAAACCCACUGUGCUUGCCCCUCGUUCUGCAACUACGCUUGCUGAGCCAGUGUGGAGAACAGAGAUGAGCACUCAACAUGUGCCCUCAACACCUACAGUUCCAAUGCCUUACCAACCACCCACCCAGGAUAGUGUGCAGAAUUCUACCACUUCUUAUAAUCGAGCUUCUGCUGUUUUUAGUCCAACUAGUUUUAUCACUUCACCUAGAGCAUCAGUUUCCAGGAUCCAGGUCCCAAAACCAAAGUUUUGUGCCUCUAAAACUGGAAUGCAGGCUAAUGUAUGGAGGCCGGCUAAAAUCCGAUAUUAAUCUCAUAAACAAGUACCCAUGGUACGCCUCAGCUUCCAGCAAAGAUAUUCAUGGCAAUGCCAUUUGCUUGAUUGUUUUGUGAUUUACAAAGUAGUUUUCCUAUUUCCAUAUCCCUGAACCUCUGCUUGCUAGGCUAAGACUGUAACGUUCCAGCAGAAAUGAAAAAACUAAAUGCACGGAUGUAGUAAAAUGUGAAAAGGUUUGAGAGAACAAGAUGUCUCUUAAUGGACCAGGUAAUUAAAAGUGAAAAUGGACUCUUUAGUAAUGGUUUCAACAAGGAUGCUGACAUAUUUGAUUACGAUGCUCUUUUGACAGAUUUGUGAAUAAGUAAUGUAAUGGUAGUCCAUGAGGAACUUGCAGACAAGGGAUCGACUAGAAAUAUGGAUUUUGUGUACUGCAGCUGGUGGUUGUUGGAAUGACAAUAUGCCAAUACACUGCCCAUCUUGCGAUGACUUUAAGCCAACGAUCACAUCCAUAGGUCAGUUGGGAGUUUAAUAAACAUUUAUAAACAAACUGUAUAAACAGCCAUGUUGAUGUGUUCCAUUGCUGUAACCAUAUCUCCUUAGCCACAUAAAACUUGUUGUGCAUGAAAUUGCUUUUUCCUGGCCACAAGUCAAAGUGCUGGGAAGCUGUUUGCUUGUGUGGUGCACUGUACCAAUAUUGAAUUGGAACAUUAACAACCUGAAGUGUGGUGUGUUUAAUACAAUCCUAGAUGGUCACUUAGUCAGUUGAAAAAAGAAAUGCAUGUUUGUUUGAUGUUUGCGUGAAUUUACAUUUUGCAAUUUUAAAGGGACAGCAGCACCUUAAUAUGAAAUUCUCUCAUGGGAAAUGAAAAAUUGAAAAUGAUGUAUAUAAAAACUAUGGAGCUCUGGAUUUUGGUAACUAUGGAGCUUGCAUAUUCCGUGAUUUUUUGGCGAAAGGAAAUAUUCCAUCAAAGUAGCAUAACGAUAGAGGAAAGUAAUCACUUUGUUUAAAUUAACAGCUGUAUUCUCAUUAUCAUUGGUGUAUUUGGUGAUCAGAAUACAGAAAGAUCUCAUAUCAUGACCAUUGACCAAAAAUGAUAAAUUGCUACUAUGGUAAUGCCUGGACUGUGCUGUAUAAUGGCAUUCUCUUAGGAAAUAAAAGAAAAGUUCCAUAAUAUUUAUAUGCAUAUUUCAACUAAUGAUGUUUCGGCUUCACUGUCCCUUUAAAUACUUGUACCAUCACAAUCAUUUUGUGUAGAAGCCACAAAUUGUAUUUGAUAUUUAUUUUUGUGUACAAUGCCCAUGUAGAUUAUUGUUAGUUAAAUGCAGUUGUUUCUAUUUUUUUCCUUGUGCAUCCCGUAUUGUGCGUUUGUGACAAUGUAUUUGUGUGUAUGACAUUGAGCACAUAAUGCCUUCAUACUUUUGCCAAUGUUUUAGAAUUAUGUAAGCAGGGUAUAUAACUACUCUAGUAAGUACAACGAGAAGCCAAAUUCCAUCAUCAACAUCUGGUCUUUCAAAAUCCUAUGCAAGCAUGCUAUAUGCCUCUUAUUUUCAUUAGCAUCAGUAGGACAGUAAACUGCUGUUAACGUUAAAUAAGCAUGACAUUCCGUGUCAGAGUAGAGAAUCUAAAGAUCAGUGUAGUAUGUUGCUGAUCAGCAUGGAUAUGUAAACGCUCAAUCUAGGCACAAUAGCCAUUCCAUUAGGCUGCAGAUACUGUCCCUUGAUUUCACUGUCAGCCAAUGAAUGGCUUUAACACAUGGAUAACAAUGAUAUUGGCAAUAUGUAAGUGGAACCAUCAGCAAUUGACAAGUGAGACCCUCAGAGGGACAUGUAGUGGUUAUGGUGGUUAGACUGACACUUUAAAGUUUUAUCCUAGAAUGAUUUUUGCAUGUUUCUAUGUCAUGCUAUUUUAUACACAAAAUUUCUUUCAAGAAAUUCUUUAAAACCACAAGCCAUAGAUCUCAUUUCGGAUUACAAAAUAUUAAAGGAUUCGGCCGUUUCAGAUUCUUCUUAACUUCAAGCAUAGUUUUAAAUGACCAAAUAUAAGUGGGAAGAGAUGGACAGUGCACUUGUGUGAUAACCAGUGAAAUAAAAAUGUACACUAGAUGUGGUGAAAUAGUGAAUCAGUGAUCAUACAAACGCAAACACAAACAUAACGUAUAAGAGUUCAUUUUGUUUGUAAAAGAUAAACACUUGCAUAGGGAAAUAUAGUUUUAUAAUGUAACUGACUCAGCACAUAUAAGAAUAAAUAUUAAUCACAUCCCACUCACAUUUGCUUAAGCUUGUAUAUAACUGGCUCAAGUAUAUCUGCAUAGGUGUAGUGAAGGUAUUCUGAAAUAGAGAAUAGUUUUAUAUUAUGUAAAAUCAUUACAAAUCAUUCUUUUUUUUGUUGAGUGUCUAUACAUAAAAUUAAAAAUUGUUAAAUGUGGUUUUCUUAACAGAUUUCAUAGGUCAUAAAUAGGUAAUGUGUCAAACUGCUAUUACACUUUCAAAAUAAAACAAAAAAACAAACCAUUAUCUCACAAAAUUUCUGUAGAAAUUAGACAUCUCAUAUCUAUGCAUACAGGUAAGCUAUGUGCAAAACAAGCCAUAACAUAAACAAGCCAGAAUAUACUUUCUAAUAGAUUGGAAGCAGACAUAUAUCAUGAGUAAUUAUUAGGACAGCAGGGGAGAUCACCAAACCUGAAUUUAUGCUAGUCGCCAUACCAAUAAUUAGUAAUAUAGCAGGUUAAUAUUUCAUAUUCUGGAAUGUUUUACGUAUCCAUUUCAUAGUUUUAUUUUCUAAAAUUAAUUUCCUUAAAGUUUAUCUUGUUCCAAUUAUACGAGCAGGAACACACAUGGGAACUAACUCUAUCUGCCCAACAGGGUGUGGGUUGGAGUGCUCAUUGCCAGAAUAAUAAGUUUCAUUAUGUACCAUACACUGCUUACCUAUUUUACUGUCUACAAAAUCCUAGUCUCCUAGUCUUGGUGGUUUUCGUGUACAGGAAGAGCCAGGCCAAUUACCGACCAGUGCUCACAGGUAUUACAUUACGUAUCUGCCUACAGGUUCAGCACCUAAGGUUCCUAUUAUCCUUCCUAAAAUAACUUAUCUAUGGAUGAUGAAGGAAGGUAGAUUUAUUUUUGCAUCUGAGAAAAGGCUGCAUUUUGCGAUGUCACAUUUGGAAACAGAUAUGAACUGUGGCCUAUUAAUUUGUAGUUACACAUCUGAUUCAAUUAAUGCAAUGUUAGAAUCCAAACACAUUCAACGAUU